Molecule: messenger RNA, 1020 nt
Organism: Dreissena polymorpha
Lineage: Eukaryota; Metazoa; Mollusca; Bivalvia; Myida; Dreissenidae
Product: protein mono-ADP-ribosyltransferase PARP11-like
Exons: 8
Coding region: 16-1020 (334 amino acids)
Molecular function (GO): NAD+ poly-ADP-ribosyltransferase activity
Source: RefSeq, a predicted model, not a curated record
GAUUACAGAACAGGCAUGCAUGCUGAUGAGGGAAAUAUAAUCUUUGGUGAUUACGAGGAAGAUGAGGUUAUGGAGGACUAUCAUCAAACAGAUUUUGAGCAAGCUGAACAUUUGCCCCAUUAUGGUCAGCACCCCAAUCCAGAUCGACCACGCCGAAAUCAGUUUUGCAGACGUACCGAUGUUUACUCGAAUCCAAGAGAAGGACCGUUUACUUCUAUGGCGGAUGCACCGCAGUGGAGGUGGUACUGGCAGGACAGUGAUAACAAAUGGAAGCCUUUCGAACCGGACUCUCUUCAGCAAACCCUCGAGACAAAGUUCCUUGCAAACCAAGUAAUCUAUCUGUAUUCACGAGAGAACUACAAGUGGAACUAUGCAAUUGAUUUUCGACGCAUGACACAGAAAAAUGUGGAUACUGGAGCCAUCAGAAAACUAAAUCGUCGCAAUAUAUCAACAUGUGUACCGUACCGUGAUCGACUAGCCGGUCGAGCAAACCUGUGUCUAGAUUCUCCACAUGUAAUUGAUGUCGAGAGUCCACCGUCUUGGGUGCCCUGGGAUGUAGCUCACCCGUUUGAACUUGUACUGUUACAAGCCACAGAUCAAGAUUGCAUGCCAGUAUUAAACAACUUCUACCAAACUAUGAUUCCUGGUCAGCAUGUAGUGAAAGCCGUGUUCCGAGUUCAGAAUCACACGUUAUGGUCUGCAUUCUGCAACCAGGAAAAAAGUAUGCUUAAUAACCAGAAGAGGCUUGGGGAUUCAAAGCCAGUGGAUAAGCGGUACCUUUUCCACGGAACUGACGGUCUAGAUAAUGCGCGGGGAAUCUGCAUUAACAACUUUGACUUCCGUUUAUGCGGAAAGAAUGCAACAGUGUAUGGUCAUGAGCGUACUUUGCUAGAGAUGCCAAAUACAGUCACGAUUACGCAAAGCCGUCAGCACAGCAGGAAAGAUACAUGUUCCAGGCUACGGUGCUUGUUGGAUACUUCGCCGGUAUAUAUAUCUACAUUCGAAACCGCAAGAGCUUGA